Molecule: messenger RNA, 1410 nt
Organism: Cucurbita pepo subsp. pepo (vegetable marrow)
Lineage: Eukaryota; Viridiplantae; Streptophyta; Magnoliopsida; Cucurbitales; Cucurbitaceae
Source: RefSeq, a predicted model, not a curated record
AUGGCAGCCGUGAGAGGUUUUAAUAUCGUCCAUGCCCUUUUCUUAGUUCUUGCUUGGGAGUGUUGUGCGAGGUUGGGUGCCACUUUUAACGAUGUCACCGGUGUUAUAGGUAAAAGCCGAAACCAUCGGUUUUCUUUUCGUUCAUUUGGUGAUCAUUAUAUUGGAAUCUCGAAAUUUGACCAUACCGCCAUCCAGAGUCCAGAAGUGAGUGUCGACGACAAAGCUUCGUCUUUUCGUAAUGAAAUUAAGAAAGGUGGCGCGGGAUUUGUUGGUCGUGAAGUACCAAAUAUCAAUGGGGGCGGUGGGUAUUCUAAGGGUCAUGAAAUUAUUAGGAAGAGGGGUGGAAACAUUGUUUAUUCUUAUGGUGGAAAAAUUCUUCCUCUUGGUUUGAAGAGAAGUGGCAAUGGUGGAGAUACCAGCUCCAAGGAGCUGGGAGCUGAUGUUUUGGAUGGCGGCAACAUUCGUUUGAAGAGUAGUGACAAUGUUGUUGGUUCUCAUGGUGGAGCCGGCAGCUCCAAAGAUCUGGGAGCUGCUGAUUUGGAUGGUGGAAAGAUUGAUUUGAAGAGUAGUGGAAACGAUGUGGGUUCUCAUGUUGGACACAUCAGCUCCAAUGAGCUGGGAGCUGCCCGUUCGGAUGGUGGACACAUCAGCUCCAAUAAUCUGAGAGCUGCCCGUUCGGAUGGUGGACACAUCAGCUCCAAUAAUCUGAGAGCUGCCCGUUCGGAUGGUGGAGGAAUCAGCUCCAAUAAUCUGAGAGCUGCCCCUUCGGAUGGUGGAGGAAUCAGCUCCAAUGAUCUUGGAACUGCCCGUUCGGAGGGUGGACACAUCAGCUCCAAUAAUCUGGGAGCUGCCCGUUCGGAGGGUGGACACAUCAGCUCCAAUAAUCUGGGAGCUGCCCGUUCGGAUGGUGGACACAUCAGCUCCAAUGAGCUGGGAGCUGCCCGUUCGGAUGGUGGACACAUCAGCUCCAAUAAUCUGAGAGCUGCCCGUUCGGAUGGUGGACGCAUCAGCUCCAAUAAUCUGAGAGCUGCCCGUUCGGAUGGUGGAGGAAUCAGCUCCAAUGAUCUUGGCACUGCCCGUUCGGAUGGUGGACACAUUAGCUUCAAAAGUAGUGUUAAUAUUGUUGGCUUUUAUAGUGGAGAAAUCAGCCCCAAUGAACUGGGAGCUGCUGUUUCAGAUGGUGGAAACAUCAACUCCAAUUAUAUGGGAGCUGCUGAUUCGGAUAGUGGCAACGUUAGUUUAAAUAACAGUGGCAAUAUUGUUGCUCCUCGUAGUGGAGAAUUCAGUUCGAAGAACAGCGACAGUGUUGUCUCAAAUGGUGGCAAAAUUGAUUUGAAGUUGGCUGGCAAUGUUGAGUCUCAUGGCCUUGCAACUACGACCAGUAAUGGCACUGUGGCUGCUACUCAUUGA